CUCCACCUCGCUCUCUCACACUCUCUCUCAGCUCCACCCAUCUGAAAAUAGCAAAACUCCACAGAGAGAGAAAGAAGAAGAGAAUGAGUGAUUGUAAACGCAGUGCUUCAACAAUUGCAGCAAUGGAGGAGGAUUAUGUAUCUUCUUCUAGUGGACCUACCAUCUCUAAGAAAAGGAAAACCACUCCUUCCAACUCCCAUUGUUUCCUCAUUGAAUUUCCUCACAUAUCGCCUGAAACUUCCUUGAAUUCCGCCGGCACGGUGGUUUCCGGUGAGUCUUGCUUGGAUCGCUCUCCGCUCUCUUCCUGCUGCAGCUCCAGCCAUGUUGCUGAUACCGGUGAAUCCGUUAAGACCGCGCCGUUAGAUCUGGAGGUGCAAACCAAGGGUUUCGAAACUGUAGACUCAACGAAUCACAAUUUGAAGUCAUUCAGUUUGUUGAGGGAAUUUUCUGGAGACUCAGAAGAAUUGGUGUUUCCAGAGAAAUAUUCAGCGGCGGUGAGCGAGCUUCGGAAAAUGAAGAAGACACCACCAAUGGCGGAGAUUGAAGAAUUCUUUGCAACCACCGAAAGAAACGAGCAAAAGCGCUUUGCAGAGAAGUACAACUUUGAUAUUGUUAGAGAUAUGCCGUUGGAGGGUCGAUACCAGUGGGUUCGUUUACAUUAAAUGCAAUGAAUAAGAGAGAUCGAGUGAAAGAGUUAGAGAAAGAGAAAGUGUUUGUGUGUUGGUUAUGGAUGAUGGAGGGGGUAAUAGAGGUGAGAGGAGUUUGUAGAGUUUUGAAAUUUCUCUCUUCUAUCUGGUCUUCACUCAUUUUUUCUUUUUCUUUUUAUCUCUUUGUUUUGUUCCUAUCACAUCACCUAUCAUAUUCAUUUCGUGCCUUAUUUCUUCUUUUAUAUCUCGGCGGAAGUGGGAUUGAAACGUGAAAGUAAGUUUUUCUAAGUUUGAAGGGAGAGUUGGUGUUGAACACUGAUGGUGAUGGAUGAUGAAGCUAACUUGACAUGGUAAAAUGGAAAUUGACAGUGUAACUUCUGGUAGAGAUGCUGGUGAUGGAAAGGCUACAAUUUUUGUACAGCUAACUCUUUUCUCUUUUCACAUGUUGGAUAUAACAAGCUGGCUUUUCUGCUACAACACAAUCUCCCUACUCAUAGAUAGAAUAAAUAGAAGUGUAGAGGUCCUUUUUCAGCUGAUGAUGAUGAAGAAAAAGAGGAAGAAAUAUAAAAAAAGAGCAUAGAAAUUCCCACACGGAAUUGGUGUCCUUAUGUUUGGAAUUUGCAAUUGAGAUCGUCUCUUUCAGUGUUCCCAGUACAAUAAGGGGUUCAGCUAAUUCUUAGGGCUGUUUUCAUUGUUCAGUUUUAGAAGAAUUCAUGGAUAGAAAACCAGUUGUUAUUUGGUAAUUUUUCUAUGAAAAAGUGUCUUUUGUUCGAGCUUUCU
Lotus japonicus is the source of this 1427-nucleotide messenger RNA. RefSeq names its product cyclin-dependent kinase inhibitor 7-like. NCBI's taxonomy places the organism in Eukaryota, Viridiplantae, Streptophyta, Magnoliopsida, Fabales, Fabaceae. Gene Ontology annotation, cellular component: nucleus. Gene Ontology annotation, biological process: negative regulation of cyclin-dependent protein serine/threonine kinase activity. Gene Ontology annotation, molecular function: cyclin-dependent protein serine/threonine kinase inhibitor activity. The transcript has 4 exons. Bases 84 to 662 code for a protein of 192 amino acids. The record is from RefSeq and is a predicted model, not a curated record.